AGUCUGAAGACUGCUGCUGCUGCUACUGCUGCCGUGCUGGUCGGCAUUUGUUUGCCAGAGCAGUAGCAGUGACAGGCUGCAGGUAGACCUACUAGGUACGUCGUUGAAUGAUGAUAUCGAUAUCGGACUAGCGAAGAAGAUCAUCUGCUGGAUGUGAAGAUGCUUAGUUAGGGGAACGCUUGACUGCUCCUUGGCCUUCAUCAUGUCAUUGUGCCUAUGUCGUGUCACUACUAUUUUAGUACUAAACUCUAUCGAGGAGUAUCCACUACUACUAGUACUACUGCUACUAGACGCUAUUCGCGUGUGGCAUGCACGCAUUGCACGGUCUGAACAGGAUUCGUGACCAGUGACAGCGUUCGGCUCAAAGCUGAGAUAGUCACGACGAGUCUGUGGACUCUGUGCCCGAGGCUGGUGCCGAUCGAUACAAAUCGUCACUGACAUCACGACCGGUAGCCAGUAGAUCUACCCGUGCGGCGUCGCACAUAGCAGUUAUAUAGCUGGAACUAACCCCUUUCGGAACAGAAAUCAGGAAUGAUCGAGUAGCUGUUGUGAGUAGUGGAGACAGUCAGAACUGUCCCUACCCACAGAUUAACUUGAUUAUUUAUUAAUUCAAGGACUUCUUAGGUUCAGUAAUCACACGGCCACUCCGAAUUUGCGCGUGUGCCGUUUCGGCAGGGAGGUUCGGCAGGGUCAAGUCGUUCACAGUCAGCAGCUCAUCUACACUACCUGCACUGCUGCUUCGUGUACCUGCGCCGCACUCGCUGUGUGUGUGUGUGUUGGCCUGGCGUUGGAGUUGGACUAUCCUGCAGGACGACUGACACUUAGCGCACUGUACCGCACCCUGCCAUACCGCGGAGGUGCAUGGUUAGCCUACACUAACCCAAGGUUACCAAGCAUCUGUAUGGACUCAGCCACUACAGGGCAGAUCAUCAGGUGGUGUACAUGUCAUUGUCCCUACAUGAAUAUAAUUAUUCUGUUAUCUUACAAGUUGCUAAUGUACACUCCAUGCAGUUGCCUCUAUCACCUCCUCUAGCAUCAUGAUCUUUAUCACCAUCUAGUAUCACCAUCACUAUCACCAACACCAUCACCAUCACCACAACCAUCCAACAGCAUUAAUGAACCAGUACUGCUAUUGGUAAGAUAGCGAACCUAGGUGUGCUACAUCCCUAUAGCCGGAACCAGACACAGAGACACACACGGACGUGGAUACAGACACGGAUGCAGACGUAGACCAGGACUGCUGCUGGAUCUGUGAAGUCAGCCAUCGCUUGCUUGGUGCUUGCUGCUGCGGGGAGGGUCCCUGCACUGGGCAUUGUGAGCAAUGGUGUCUAUGGUAGGCAGUGGUGCUGCUAUACGGCUGCUGCCUGCACCACCAGCCUGGUUGAGCCUGAUGCUGGUAGCAACUACAUUAGCCAUGACAACAUCAGACAGUGGCCAUGGCAGUCUGGGUUUGAGUACAGCCACUAUGAUGCGCCCAGUUGAUGUGAUAUCGUCAACGGGUGAUGGUGAUGCGACUAUGUCCACAAAUGAGAUGGACGUUGGUGAGCAGGAGACGUCGGCAGGAGAUCAGGGACAGCGGCAGCAGCAGGCUACAUCAUCUAGGCACAACUACACACAGUGUGUGCAGCUGCAGACUGAGUGUAUGUAUAUUGAACACGCGCAAGAGAAUGGCUGGUUUGGUUUGUCCCCGGGUGAUAACGACAGCGCAUUGAUCUUACAUCGUGUUCUUAUAGGCCUGCAGUUGUUCAUCGGCCGUUUCAACCACCGUCACCAGAACAGCAGCAGCAGCAGCAGCAGUGAUGGUGAUGGUGAUGGUGUGAUGGGAACUACCAGUGUGACUGCACAAUCACUAUCAUCCUGUACAGACCUAUCGGAUGUUGAGAUACUCUGCAGUGUGCUGACGGAGAGUAACGACACGUGUAUGCCGGUCACUGAUGCACCUAGCGCAUUGUCUGGAUUGUGUUUGGAGGCUUGGCAUAUACAACUUGUGCUUCUGCCCAGCGUGUCACAAAACAGUCGCUUUGUCUAUUUUCUCCAUAUCCUCGCCCGUAUCUACUGUAGCGAAAGCAGUCAGUUGAGUAAUGUUGUCAGAGAUUGCCGUGGUGAUCUGAGAAACGUCACCGUGUCCUCUGCGCAAGAAUGCUCAUAUGACCACGAGGCAAACCAAACACUAAUAAAAGCCUGCCGUGAUGCCUUGUUGACCAGAAUACCAUCUGAACAAUGGUGUCCGUUCCCAUUUGUUGCUGUAGAGCGAAGUCGCCUCCCCAAUGAUUCCUUUUUCAGUAAUCUCCAAGGGACAACUGUCGAUAACUUGCUUCAGGGCGAGCAUGAUGACCACCUCAUUGAACAAAGGUUGCGUGAAUUAUGUCCUGUUGACUUACAAGUUGCAGUUGAGGACGACGACACUUCCCACGAGGAUGACAGAGAUAACAGCAGCAGUACUGACACAGGUAAUGCCACUGCUGCUGCUACUACUGUUGCUACUACUGUUGCUCCCGCUGCUACAAGCCAAGAUGAAGGGGAAGAUGAAGAGGAAGAUGAAGAGGCCCAAGUGGACGAAGUGACUAUCCUGCGUGGACAAAUAACGGCUGAUAUUCUUGGCGUAAAGAAACUUCUGGAUGACCUAACUACAUCUAGAGGAAGUAAGGAUACUCUCAUCGAGGAACUGGAAGGUCGUAUCUACUGUGCGCGACAUUGCAAUGUUGAGCGGGCAUACUCACAGCGUACGACACGAACGUUUAUAGCGUAUUGGGCUGCUAUAGCAUUCCUGGCCCUUACGGUGCUGCCGCUCCUGGUUGUAGUGUCGGGAAUAUGCUCUGGAUUCAAAGCCAUGUGGGAGUAUCCUAGCCGACUCAUGUUGUACUUGGCAGCUGCUGUGUUCUUCUACGGUGCGUACUUGCUACCGGCCUUUCUGGAGCUAUUGUCAGUACGGAGUAUCAGUUGUAAUGCCGAUAUGACAUCGGCUACGUCAGCUGAUUUGAAACGUAAUCCGCUCGCAUCAUACUCGUGUGCCAUCAACACGUUUGGUGUGUUUCUCUUUCGCUUCAUGACAUUGUUUGUUUCUGCUGCCUGGUGGCAGCUGGCCGUGAAACUGCAGCUGUGGACAAAGAGUCGCUGGUAUGCUGUAGAUAUACAAGGCUGGGGUGAAUGUAUUGGCAUAGCCAUUGUACUGGCUGCAACUACUAUUAUCACUGGUAUAUCGACCAACAGCAACUAUCAUACAAAUCAGUUAGUGCACAUCUGUGUGGACGGGACAUCCGACAAAGUUCGCUACGCCAUUGAGCUCACUGCCACAAUACUAUCCUUCAUCUGCAUAGGGGAUGGCUGUCGUCGCCUCAUUGGCCUCUACAGGAAAUCCAAACGAUUCCAAGGUCGGCACACAUCCAUGGCAGCAUCUCAGCGCAAUGCGGUGUCAGAUGACAACGAUGACACGCUUGUGGCAGCAGAAGAGAUGCCCAACAACGGCACAAAGCAAAGCGUUCGCCUGCAGCAGCAGCAGCAGCAGCAGCAGCAGCAACGGAGGCCCAAACGCUCCGUCGCCGGCAACAGCCGCAACACGUCCAAGCGUGCGAACAGCAUGAUGGUGGAGUUGAUGAGACGCAUUGUCUUCUUCUUCGUUGGCAUCUUUGUAGCUGGUACCACCAUAGAAUUGUCUCUCUACUUUGUAAGCACGCUGAGCGAGAGUGAUAUAGAGAAGGUGGGUGCAAUGUUCACUCAGUAUGCAAAGUGUACACGAGUAACAUGUGGCAAUACUGACCUCUGCUCACCAUUACUAGCUGACGUACCCAGUCAUAUCUACACUCUGUACACCUGCAUACACACUCUGAACAUUCUAUGCGCACUGCUCUUGUGUGGUGGCGUGCUGUCACCAUUGGCAUGGAGACGCAAACUCUCCAUCAAGGAAAAGGCGCGCGAGAGACGCCGAAGGCUUGCAACAUCGACACGUCGAACGCAGUCGACUAGACUCUCGAAAAUCAAUCCACCUACUACCACCGCUGCCGACUCUGAGUUAUCCAACAACUCCGGUCAACAACAGCACGUUGCACGGAUGAACGGUGGUGAUGUUUCCAGGGGGAAAGAGUCACCAGGGCAUAUUUUGAGAGAGAGCCCUUUACUGGACCAAGAACAAAUUGAUGGGCAGUUAGCUGUGACUCCAAUACCACCUUACACUAAGUGUAGCCUGUCUAGCUCCCCCUUCUCCCCGGACUCAGCAUUUGAAUCGGGUUACUACUAGGGCUCCAACGGUCACGGUUUUACCCCUUACGGUUAACUGCUAAGCUAAUGGUCGGUUUAACGGUUAUAACCUAUAAGCCACGGCAAUCCUGCGGACUCUUUUUUAACCAUAUUUGACUAUACUCAUUCAAAAAAUGUACCCUUUUCAGCACAACGCACAAAUGUACAUUCUCCUGCAUGCUCAUUCAUACAUACUCUCACACCAAGAGACCAGAUAUGACCGAGUUGACAGCCCAGAAAUUGCUUACGCGUGCGACAGCCUGCGAAAAUGCAUACUUUGCAACGACCUGAUACUUGAAAAAUUGACUGAAAAGUUAUCUUUAUCGGUUAACCGUUAAUUCUUCCUAACCGGUCUGCAACCGGUUAAUCGGACUAACUGUUUGAGCCCUAGUUACUACCUCUGACAAUGCUCACUGCGGUGGCCAUGCACCAGUAGCUAACUCUAUCCACCGUUAGACUUUGCCCUCGGAUUAUUAUCUGAUAUGAUCUCUGCUGACUGACUGCGACUUGAUGGUAUGUACGCUCGCUUGGUACUAUUAUGUCAUUGUCUCUACCCAUGAUGUCAUUUUCUGAUUUUUUAAUUAUUUUGAUGUCACUGCUUUUCUUGAGCCCUCAUUGCUGAACAUAUCUUCUUGAUACUGUACCCGUAGAUUAGGACACUCUUUUCGUAUUCCAUGUUUAGAGAAACAACGUAAUUACUACUGUUGCAUUGUACUUACAGCUAGGAGUGGAUACUUGCAGCUAGGAGUAGGAAUGGAUACUUGCAGCGUUCAUGAUGACUGUGUGCUCUUAGGGCGUGUCAGGGAUGAUUCUCUCGCGCGCAUCGUUUGUACCUUUCCGCUGGCUGCUGUGUCUAGAA
Sycon ciliatum is the source of this 5092-nucleotide messenger RNA. RefSeq lists its product as uncharacterized. Lineage: Eukaryota; Metazoa; Porifera; Calcarea; Leucosolenida; Sycettidae. The record is from RefSeq and is a predicted model, not a curated record. The transcript has 2 exons. Bases 1322 to 4234 code for a protein of 970 amino acids.